UGGGCGUGUUCACACGUAUCAGGAAACCGCGAUAUCGUGGAAAGAACUAUGACAAGAAACGGGCAAAAACGAAAGAAACCACAAACAUAGCCACGUUGGCCAUUCGUCUAUCAGUUAGCCAUUUCCCAGCUAAUUAGAACCUGGUUGCUCUUGUCACGUCUAUUGUGCCUUUGUGCCAGAUCAUCGUAGAAAGUGUCGAAUAAAAAUGACGAAAAACAGUGUACCGCUUCCAAGUCCGAAGGAAGUUUUCGUUUAGUGGAAUCGUCUUAAAAAUAUUCACGGGUUGUCGAUUUGGUAAAAAAAUUGUGUCCAGGUGCCUUUGUGUGGCUCGUUUUAAUUCCGACAGGACAUUUGUCAUUUAUUUUUGAAUCGAAGGUCAGCAAAAUUAUGAAAAAUAAUUGCACCUGUGUUUUCCCGUUAUUCUGAGAAAAAGAUUCUCGUAGAAUCUCGUAGAAAAGUCUUCGUAAUUUAUUUUUCGAUCGAAAAUUAUCGGGAAAAGUGGUACUUCGUAUAUUUUCUAUCAAGGGAAAUUGGAAAAGAAUUUCCAUCGAAAUUCGCAUUUUCCACAAUUUUGGAAUUUCAAAGUAGUCGGAUCCAGACUAUCGAACGUACCGCCGGGAAAAAUUCAAUUCUGGAAAAAUUGGUUGCUGGAAAAUGGCAGACGAAGGGUUGAAGGGUCAAACAGAGAAGUCAACGAAAAAUAGCAGGCCACCUGUCAAGGACUCCGUGUUGGAACUGAGGACGAGGAUGACUCGGCUGAUGUCCAUCGUCGAUAUUACCCCGCACAACAAACUUCCGAUGGCGGGCCAGGAUCCAAAGUUUCAGAAGGAGGCCGCGGACCAGAACUUCGACUACAUGUUCAAGUUGCUGAUCAUCGGCAACUCGUCGGUAGGCAAAACGUCCUUUUUGUUCCGCUACGCGGACGAUUCCUUCACCUCGGCCUUCGUAUCGACCGUGGGCAUCGAUUUUAAGGUGAAAACGGUCUUCAGACACGACAAAAGGGUCAAGCUACAGAUCUGGGAUACCGCAGGUCAGGAAAGAUACAGGACGAUAACGACGGCCUACUACAGAGGCGCGAUGGGCUUCAUCCUAAUGUACGACAUCACAAACGAGGAGUCGUUCAAUUCGGUGCAGGACUGGGUCACACAGAUCAAAACUUAUUCGUGUGACAACGCUCAGGUUAUCCUGGUUGGCAACAAGUGCGACAUGGAGGACGAAAGGGUGAUAACUACUGAAAGGGGCAAGCAAUUGGCGGACCAAUUAGGCGUCCAAUUUUUUGAGACAUCGGCUAAAGAAAACAUCAACAUCAAGACGGUAUUCGAGCAGCUGGUGGACAUAAUAUGCGACAAGAUGAGCGAAUCCUUGGACAAUGAUCCGACCUUGCUGGCGGGUGGAAUGGGUCAGGCGAAGGGUCAACGACUCACCGAUCAGCCGACCAAUCCAACGGACGACAAUUGUAAUUGCUAAGAACAUGGACGCCCAUCUAAUUGCUUUGCAAGCAUAAUAAGAAGGAUAAGAAUGAGUAAGAAGAAAACCAAGAAGAAGGAGAUGAAGAUGAAGAUGAAGAUGAAGAAGGGAAAAGAUGAAGAAAUAUUAGAAGAAAAACGAGUGUAUGCCUGUAUAUGUAUGUGUGAACGUUUGUGCACGUGGUCUUGUGUGUAUGAUGAGUGUGUAGCUAUGCGUGUGAGUGUGUAGCUAUGCGGGAAAAGAGCAAGUGAGAGAGAGAGAAAGAGAGGAGGAGGAAGGUCAAGUGAUAAACGCUGGCUCUAGUUCACUUUGUUCAUCGUUCCUUUGACCUAUGUUUCCGGCCGUUCUUCGUUCUGCUCUUUUUCUUUCCUCCUUUCUCGAUCGAUAUAUUUAUAUAUGUGCACAUAAAUAAUGUAUAUGCACAGGGCGAACCGUGCUACUCCAUUUGACGAACAUUGCUUCCCGUGUUGAUAAAACGAUCGUUGAGAAUCCGAAGCAGACAUUUGGUAAAUUUCGAAUUAGAGAAACGCCGAGUCGUUCAGACCUAACCUAUCUUUUGUCAUUGCACCGAUUUCGGCAUACUGUUCUUUGGGAUAAUUUGGAACAAUCGCCUUGAUCUUGUCUCUAAUCUAUCCUUUGUUAUUACAACAAUUUGGGAAUUAAAAAACUAUUGGAAAUUAA
Messenger RNA from Bombus terrestris (buff-tailed bumblebee), 2148 nucleotides. RefSeq names its product ras-related protein Rab-3 (gene Rab3). The record is from RefSeq and is a predicted model, not a curated record. Bases 655 to 1467 code for a protein of 270 amino acids. Gene Ontology annotation, molecular function: GTPase activity; GTP binding. The transcript has 4 exons. NCBI's taxonomy places the organism in Eukaryota, Metazoa, Arthropoda, Insecta, Hymenoptera, Apidae. Gene Ontology annotation, cellular component: endosome; synaptic vesicle; plasma membrane. Gene Ontology annotation, biological process: regulation of exocytosis; protein localization to plasma membrane; protein secretion.